Molecule: messenger RNA, 240 nt
Organism: Colletotrichum siamense
Lineage: Eukaryota; Fungi; Ascomycota; Sordariomycetes; Glomerellales; Glomerellaceae
Exons: 2
Coding region: 1-240 (79 amino acids)
Source: RefSeq, a predicted model, not a curated record
AUGUGCCCCACAUUGACACCGAUCGCCGUUGAAAUCGCGGGUCUGGAUUGCGGAGGCGGGGCCGAGAUGCACAGACCUUCCGGCCGAAGUCUCCGGACGAUCGAUCGAAGUCAUUACGUCGACAUUACCGUAGCGAGACCUUUUGAAUCAGUUGAUGGCAGUGUAGGAACGAGUGAAUACAUCAAUCGGUUCGUCAAAAAGAAGAUACCGUUGAGCGGUGAGUAUGGCAUCCUGGAGUAA